GUUCAAACCAUGAAAUUCUUCGUCUCSAAAGUGUUGACGCUGUUUAUCUUACUCCCCYUGCUUUSCAAUACAUUGGCGAAGAAAGGAAYACGACGCUCUCAUAAUGAGAGGAAGGAUAGCAGUAACGAGUUGUCGACCGAAGAGAAGAACAGAAUCAUUCAACUCAUGAAGAAUCAAGGGAAACCUAAUUGGGGCAAGGAGGCAGAAAAGUUGGGAAAAGAAAGGGCAGAAAAAAUGAAAGCCUCUGGCCUAUUGCAACUUCCAACGCCACCAGGCAAAGAUGCUUCCAACUCCACAGCUCUUCACACUGAAUCUGGGGCGUCAACAGCGCUUCCAACAGAAAAUAUAMAGAAACUCACGGAUAGGCUAUCAAGAUUUGUKGGCCCAUUGGCAAAUCGAGUUAAAAAUUCAGUCUCAGGUCUCAGCAGUAAGUGGAGCARCCUCGAAGACGAUGACCGUGUAGGCAUUGCAGGAACACUUGGGGUUAUAACAGGCAGUAUUGACGCAUUUGGCAGUGCUGGAUCAAAUCCCGUAGGAGCGUUCAAGGCAACAAUCGACAUCAUUGGAUCAAUAUCCAGUAAUUUCGGACCAAAAGGUCAGCUCCUCAGCAUGGGUCUUGGUUUCGUCUCAUCUCUGUUGGGAUUAUUUGGUAAAAAGGGUCCAAAACCGAAACCCAUGUCUGAAGUUGUCAGAGAGCAGAUAGACGAAGCUCUAGAUAAAUAUCGUAAUGAGGAGCUCACUUCUGAAGCAAAUGGGAUGGUAAGAGCAUUUAGAACCCAAAAAGCUUACUUAGACGGAGCAGCAGAGUCGGGUAAUCCACUCAAUUUGGACGAGCUGCAGUUUGCAACGUCUACUGUUAUCGUCACUGAUGGAUUACCCUUCAUGGGAAAACUCUACACUAUCAUAGAAAAGAUGUUUAAAGAGAAUUCAGAUCAAAAGUCAGCUCCACAAAAAUGCAUCCAAUAUUGUGAGCUUUACGCUAAAAUGCAAACCCUCAAAGACUUGAUCUUAACACAGUUCAUCUCCAUGGCAUCGAACGUCCCAAAUAUCGAAAACCAUGUCAAUGGACUAAUAGGUAUGCGAGAGGACUUGAGACUUGGGACAAAGUUUCUUUUCGAAAAACUCUACACCAUUGAUUACUUCAGCAAAAUAAUGCCGUACUUUGACCCUGACACUAGCAAGGUAACAGACGCAUAUUCAACGGUUUUGCUUGAUCUAGGUAAAUACGAUCGUUCCAUGUCUGGCCUGUAUUGCAUUCACUACGCUCCCAAGAAYAAAGAUCUUACUUGGGAAUAUAGUGAUAGCAAGUUUAGGGUCGGAGGCAAUCCAUACACCCUCGCAGAAAAGAGCCCAAGCAAUGACAACUGCUAUUGGAAGCUUGUGCCACACGGAAACUCCAUAUUCAGCAUUAGGAACAAAUUCAAAUGUAAUAAGGACAACAAGAAGAAAUGUGAAGGUGCAAUGUUGUCUUAUGACGGUGGAAAUGUUAUCUAUGUGAACAUCGACGUUGUAGACCCCGGUUUAUGGGAAAUUGUGGGCAAUAACUGGAGAGGAAUCCGAAACAAAUGGCACUGUCCGUCUGACGCCAAUUGCGGAAAAGAUCUGAGAAUAGUAGGCAGAACGGAGAAAAAAUGGGUUCAUUAUGGAAACGUGAUUAGUAGAGAAGAACCUUAUACGAAAAGAGUGGGCGUACUACUUUCWCGCGAUGGCAAAUUAUAUUGGAAGCUCAGAAAGCGAACUUGAAACACAGCAUAGUUCUUGCUGCACGGUCAGUAUAUACAAGAAUGAGUAGAUGAGCUGUACUUUAUCUGGAAAUGGAAAAUGUAAUCUGGAAUUGGAAUUUUCGCAUGCAUCGAAGAAGAAGAAGAAGUUCCUUUAGCGAACUUGAAACACAGCACAGCUCUUGCUACACGGUCAGUACAUACCAGAAUGAGUAGAUGAGCUGUACUUUAUCUGGAAAUGGAAAACGUAAUCUGGAAUUGGAAUUUCCGCAUGCAUCGAAGAAGAAGAAGAAGUUUUUAAACUUUUAAAAAAGUGUAAUAAAUUCACCUGGAUCUAAAUAAAGGAAAACAAAUAAAUCAUUUAUAAUA
Molecule: messenger RNA, 2090 nt
Organism: Exaiptasia diaphana
Lineage: Eukaryota; Metazoa; Cnidaria; Anthozoa; Actiniaria; Aiptasiidae
Exons: 6
Coding region: 10-1743 (577 amino acids)
Molecular function (GO): toxin activity
Source: RefSeq, a predicted model, not a curated record